Manihot esculenta (cassava) is the source of this 1949-nucleotide messenger RNA. RefSeq names its product putative serine/threonine-protein kinase-like protein CCR3. Bases 290 to 1867 code for a protein of 525 amino acids. The record is from RefSeq and is a predicted model, not a curated record. Gene Ontology annotation, molecular function: protein serine/threonine kinase activity; ATP binding. The transcript has 2 exons. Lineage: Eukaryota; Viridiplantae; Streptophyta; Magnoliopsida; Malpighiales; Euphorbiaceae. Gene Ontology annotation, biological process: protein phosphorylation.
UGAAACAUGGCGUAGAAACAAAGAGUCAAGUUGAUGCAGAGUGUAAUCAAUCAAUUGUGUUUGAACUCUUCAAACAUGUACUGUAAGUUUAAAUACUGGAUCAUAAUAAUUGUAUUUUCUAAGUCUAUACCGUAUGGACCCAGGUGUGAAUAUUAGUCCUUUUGACUAAUUAUAGCCACUCGUUCAAAUCAUCUCUCAAUUUUCUCUUAUGACUAGAGUGUGAGAUAGAAAUUCUGGUUUUGGGUUUUGAUUCUUCUGGGUGGAGAUUGAUAAUCCUGGGAGAAAGAGUAUGGCUGAAUCUCUUCGCAUAGAUGUUAAACAAGAUGAUGACAAUGGAAGUGAGAAGGCCGAUGGCUUCAAUCAGAAGGUUAGUAGCCUGGAAAGGAUCUUCCUAAUUGCCAACUUCAUCUUAGAGCUUCCAUCUGCUGCUUUUGAUCAGUUAUCCUCGGUGCAUAAGCCCCAGUAUGCACUACUUAGCAUGUUAAUUUCUUUCACAGUCUUGAUCAUUUCCAUUGUUGAUCUCCUUCUUAGGGGUCGAAAAGAAAGACUUACUUGGAUGAGGAGAGGGUUGAUACCUUGGUUUUAUUACCCAUAUCCAAAUUCCAAGCCUUUUGGAACAUUUCCUGACAUUAUUGGAUUAGCUUGUGCUUUUCUUCAAUGCAUUUUUGCAGCAAUAUCAUAUGCUUUUUUGUAUCAGCAUGCUGAUAGUCCCAUCAGAGUAUCAGUUUGGCCUAUAGUCUUUGCCUUCGGUCUCUUGUAUUCUAGAAUUUCAGGAAGCACUACACAGAAAAUGCCAAACCCACAUGCAAGGAAACUGAAUAGAGCCGAGGAAUUUACUCUGGCUCAGCUUGCUGCUGCAACCAAUGAUUUCUCCCUACAGAACAAGAUUGGCGUAUCACCACGUUUUUGUACCGUUUAUUUAGGGAAACUACCAGGUGGUAGUGAAGUGGCUGUCAAGAGACUGGACACAGGUCAUCAGAGGAAGAAGUCUGAGGAGGAAGACAGUGUUUUUGAAAAUGAAAUAACAUUCUUGUCAAGGCUUCACCAUAAGCAUUUGGUUAGACUUGUUGGAUACUGUGAAGAAGAGAAAGAGAUGAUUUUAGUUUAUGAGUAUCUAGAGAAUGGAUCUCUACAUGACCGUUUACAUCAGAGAAAUACUGCAAAAAUCAAUUCAUGGAAAAUGAGGCUCAAGAUUGCAUUGGAUGCUGCUAGAGGAAUUGAGUAUCUUCACAAUUAUGCAGUCCCACCAAUAAUUCAUGGAAAUAUCAAGUCUUCUAACAUCUUGCUUGACGCGAACUGGACAGCAAGAGUUUGUGAUUUUGGAAUGUCAGCGUUGAAUCCUGAAUCUGAAAGUAAUUACAAACCAAAGAAGGCAGAAGGGACAGUUGGAUACAUAGAUCCUGAGUUCUAUGGUACAAAUGUAUUAACUGCAAAAGGUGAUGUUUACAGUCUUGGUGUAGUAUUGCUAGAACUUUUGACAGGCAAGACAGAUAUGUUCAAGGAUGAAGACAAUGGAGGUGCAAUAACUAACAUAGCGGAUUUUGCAGUACCUAAAAUCUUGGCCAAUGAAUUGGCCAAGGUUUUGGACCAAAGGAUCAGCCGACCAGAGUUUGAUAAAGAAGCAGAAGCAGUGGAGUUGGUGGCAUAUACUGCACUUCAUUGUCUAAAUUUACAAGGGAAUAACAGGCCAAAUAUGACUAACGUUGUUGCCAAUUUGGAGCAAGCUUCAUCUCUGUGUGACGAUCAUACAAAGGAUCAUAGACACAGGGCAGGUACAGAACAGUUGCAUGGUGGGUCAGAGGAGAUAGAGCCAAACUCCAAUGUAAAAGAGAAAUAUCUCUCAGAAAUUUCAUUAAGGCAACAAUAACUGUCGUGCAAUGCACAUAUUGUUUCUACGUUAAGUAUUGAGGUUUAUCAUACUUCCCUAUAGCAAUUAGAAGCUUAUUUUC